Messenger RNA from Trichoderma harzianum CBS 226.95, 709 nucleotides. RefSeq lists its product as hypothetical. Bases 64 to 333 code for a protein of 89 amino acids. The transcript has 2 exons. Lineage: Eukaryota; Fungi; Ascomycota; Sordariomycetes; Hypocreales; Hypocreaceae. The record is from RefSeq and is a predicted model, not a curated record.
CAUCAUAUCCUUCGCGAUCAAGCGGCUUUCGCUUCUGAGCAGGUACUGCGUCAGGUCGCAAGAAUGAACAGCGAGCUUGAGGAACACCUGAAAUUCCAUACUAAUCUUAAUAUUGGUGGAUGGUCUGCAUCUAACGAUAUAAUCAUUCGAGAGCUGCAGAGAAAUAUGAGGUGGAUUAAUAGCGAUCCUGUUUAUAAAGCGAAAAUCAAACUCCUUCGGCAGGCUAGACGUCCUAUUUUGUUAUGUUCGAUUUCACAAUGUGGGGAUCUCUGUCACAGAUGCCUGGGGGUCUACUAUCUACACCGCCCACCUAUACAACGCACUGCGCAAUGAGAAACUUCUAAAGAGACGAUGGAAUGGCAUGGACGUGGCCUAAAUUCUGUUACGUGAGGAAAGCUUCUACGUAGGAGGAUGGCCACGGAAUAAAGAAGGGUACUUAUAGGAAUUCUGUCUCCGGCUGGGAAUGGACGAAGCUUCAUUUAAGAAGCUAAUUCAAGGCUAACGGAGAUCUAAUGGUUUUGGAUCGGGUUCGGAGGCUUGAAAGAUAAAGGAUCGCAUUCCGGUAUUUUUAAAGUUUAAAAGCAGAUAUGCUGGGGAAGCAGAACGUGUGGACUGGACAACCGAGCAGAUAGACGCUAUUUGCUCUUUAAGCGAGUAUCAGCAGGUGGGGUCAGAAGAGGAAGAUAUUCUUCAAUUCCAUUUAAUCCCG